Kwoniella mangroviensis CBS 8507 is the source of this 810-nucleotide messenger RNA. RefSeq lists its product as uncharacterized. Lineage: Eukaryota; Fungi; Basidiomycota; Tremellomycetes; Tremellales; Cryptococcaceae. The transcript has a single exon. The record is from RefSeq and is a predicted model, not a curated record. The coding region runs from base 1 to 810 and encodes 269 amino acids.
AUGACUCAACCCCUUCCUUCUCAUACUUCAAAUAUCAAGAUAGAUACAGAUCCGAACCUUCCCAUUCCAUAUCCCGAACAUGAUUUCCAUCCACUUUCUCCUUCUCAGCCCUACUCCAACUCCACCGGUUGGACUAAUCAAUACGAUACUCAAUUCAAUCUUCCCGAUAAACUCCGUCAUCUUACUACUUUCUCUGGUCUACCUCCGAAAGGAUAUAUAAUGACUUACAGCGGGAGAGGUGAUCCCCUAAAGUUCCAAGGUUACUUUGCAGCCAGAGUAGAUAUCUCCGUAAGAUUAAAUCCUAACCAUCCUUCUAUCAUCAACCUUACUAAUACCAUCUCAGAGAAGAGUGACUACAAGUACAGCUAUGACCUUGAUAAUCCAUUGGUUCAAAACGCCUAUGAGGGAUACAUCCUACGUACGUUAUUCUCUGAAUCUUUCCGGAUUAACGCUUCGAAGAAACGUACCAAUACAGAUGAGAUCUAUCAACCUACCCGUGAAACCAUUACUGAAAAUACCCAAUCGCUCAAACAAGCUUCUGAGCAAUUACUAGAAAAUCGGAAUAGUGAAUUUGAAUUCGUUUGGGUAAAUUACGAUAAUCAAUCUGAAUGGUCAAAAGAUAAAAAAUCAUUAGGUCCUCUAAAGCUCAGUGAAAGUUUGAAGAGACAAGCUUGUUCGAGAGCUAAUAUGAUGAUGAAUAAUGGGAAAGGAAGUUUCAAAGGUGGUGAAAGAAGAAUAGGAGGGUAUUUGGAUUUGGAUGUUCAUAAUGAUAAUAGAGAAUCUCUAGGGUUAAGACCUAGACCUGCCUGA